GCUGCUGGAAAGAACAGGAAGAAACCCUGGGAUUUCUGAUGCCAAAUCUUAUUUUUGUUCGUUUAAGUUUGCCGAAGUGAUCUGCUGCCGCGGAGGGAGAGAGAGAGGGAGAGAGAGAGAGGGAGAGAUCGAAAGCUGAUCCUUUGCUUUUUGCGUUGCUUCGCUCGCCCACGACCAGCCUCAACCCAAGGAAAAGCCGCAACCAUCUGGAGCCGGGGAUCAUGCCUCACACCCGAGGACUCUGUGUGCCAGCUCUCGGCGUGCAGCUCAUCUCACUGGCACUCUGGGCUAUCGGCAUCUGUCAAGCAGGAAGUGACUACAGCGAUGUGUUGCCUGAGUCAUUCCCAUCAACCCCUGCUGAACCACUGCCUCGAUUCCUGGUGGAGCCAUCGGAUGCCUACAUUGUGAAAAACAAGCCUGUGGUGAUGACUUGUACAGCCACGCCAGCUACGCAGAUCUAUUUCAAGUGCAAUGGGGACUGGGUGCACCAAAAGGAUCAUGUGACUGAAGAGAAUGUGGACACGGUCACAGGACUAGUGGUUCGAGAAGUUCAUAUCGAGGUCUCACGUCAGCAAGUGGAGGAACUGUUUGGUUUGGAAGACUACUGGUGCCAAUGUGUAGCCUGGAGUGCCUCAGGCACAACAAAGAGCAGGAGAGCCUAUGUUCGCAUUGCUUACUUGAGGAAGAAUUUUGAACAGGAACCACUUGGAACAGACGUCUCUCUGGAGCACGAGGUGCUGCUGCAAUGCCGCCCACCAGAGGGGAUCCCACCUGCAGAGGUGGAAUGGCUGAAGAAUGAAGAUGUUAUCAACCCAGUUCAAGACUCCAACUUCCUCAUCACCAUUGACCAUAACCUGAUCAUCAAACAAGCUCGUCUGUCAGACACAGCGAACUACACGUGUGUGGCUAAGAAUAUUGUUGCCAAGCGGAGGAGUACCACUGCCACAGUGCUUGUAUACGUAAAUGGUGGAUGGUCCACCUGGACAGAAUGGACUACAUGUAGCAAUCGCUGUGGCCGAGGCUGGCAGAAGCGUACGAGAACAUGUACCAACCCAGCCCCACUCAAUAGCGGGGCCUUCUGUGACGGACAAACUUCCCAGAGGAUUUCCUGCAGCACUAUGUGCCCAGUUGAUGGUGGCUGGACAGAGUGGAGCAAAUGGUCGGCUUGCAGCACAGAGUGCACCCACUGGAGAAGCCGCAAGUGCGCGGCGCCGUCCCCCAGAAACGGAGGCAGAGACUGCUCCGGUCUAGUGCUGGUGUCCAAAAACUGCACAGAUGGGCUCUGUAUGCAGAAUGAAAGGCUUUUAAAUGAACCAACGAGUACUACUAUAGAGGCAACUGCCGACGUGGCUCUGUACGCAGGUCUAGUUGUGGCUGUGUUCAUCUUCGUGAUUAUUUUGCUUGUGGUUGGCAUCAUCGUGUACAAGAGGAGUUGCCGGGACUUCGACACGGACAUCACAGACUCCUCCGCAGCUCUGACUGGAGGUUUUCAGCCUGUGAACUUCAAGACUGCCAGGCAUGAUCAUCCUCAGUUGCUCAACUCCUCUAUGCAACCGGACCUGACAGCCAGCGCUGGCUCUUAUCGAGGACCCAUGUACACCCUUCAGGACACAGCUGACAAGAUACCAAUGACAAACUCUCCACUACUUGACCCACUGCCAAGCCUGAAGAUUAAAGUAUAUAAUUCUUCCACAACCACUGCUGGACUGACAGAUGGAAUAGAUCAUCCUGGGAAGGCACCAUUGGGUACUUACCCAGGGGGAAACAGCAGGGACAAUAAUGUUAUGAACACGAGGAACAAAACACUUAGCUCUCAGCAUCUGAACACUCUGCCAAGGGAGCCCGGUAACAGUGCGAUUGGGACCUUCGGUUGUUUGGGCGGUCGCCUUACGGUGCUCAAUUCAGGUGUCAGCCUAUUGGUGCCUCAGGGGGCAAUUCCUCAGGGCAAGUUCUACGAAAUGUACCUAAUAAUCAACAAGAGAGAGAACACACUGCCUCCAUCUGAUGGCUCACAGAAUGUCCUAAGUCCCAUGGUAACCUGUGGCCCAACAGGGAUGCUGCUGUGUCGACCUGUUGUCCUAAGCAUCCCCCACUGUGCAGAUGCCACUGGAUCGGACUGGACCUUAAAACUCAAGACACAGUCUCACCAAGGGGUUUGGGAGGACGUGGUGACACUUGAUGAGGAUAGAAUAAACAUUCCCUGUUACUGUCAGCUGGAUUCCCAGUCCUGCCACAUCCUUCUGGAUCAACUUGGCACUUACACACUUGUUGGAGAGUCCUUCUCAAGAUCUGCCAUCAAAAGACUCCAACUUGCCAUAUUUGCACCCACCUCAUGUACUUCUCUGGAGUACAGCCUUAAAGUGUACUGUGUGGAUGAUACUCCUGAUGCUUUAAAGGAAGUGCUGGAGCUGGAAAGGAGCCUGGGGGGAUAUUUGCUCGAGGAACCCAAAAGCUUGCUGUUUAAAGACAGUUACCAUAACCUGCGGCUUUCCAUCCAUGAUAUUCCUCACUCACUUUGGAGGAGCAAAUUACUGGCCAAAUAUCAGGAAAUUCCAUUUUACCACAUCUGGAGUGGCAACCAGCGAGGACUGCACUGCACCUUCACCCUGGAGAGGUACACUCUGGCGUCCACAGAACUCUCCUGUAAAAUCUGUGUCAGACAAGUGGAGGGGGAAGGCCAGAUAUUCCAGCUACACACAACUAUUGGAGAGAAUGUUAAAUGUGUCAGUCCAUUUCACACACCAGCUGGCAAUAACAUGGCCACCCAGGUGGGCCCUUAUGCCUUUAAAAUUCCAUACUCCAUUAGGCAGAAGAUCUGCACCAGCCUGGAUGCACCAAACACUAGAGGCAAUGACUGGAGACUCCUAGCACAGAAACUAGGGGUUGACAGAUAUCUCACCUAUUUUGCGACAAAAGUUAGUCCGACUGGAGUCAUCCUGGACUUGUGGGAAGCGCAGCACCAAGAUGAUGGAGACAUAAACUCCCUUGCUAGUGCCCUCGAGGAAAUGGGCAAGAGUGAUGUGAUGGUAGUCAUAGCAACGGAAGAAUGCUGAAAUGUGGAUAACCUUUGCAACACAAUGCUGAAACUCUAGCAUCUAUGGUAACUGUUGUAGGACUGGGUCUCCUGCUCAACACAGCAGCAAGCAGAUUAGGACAUAGCAUUUUAUACAGAGAGCUGCAGAUGUCAAGUACAAUCUAGACAAACUUUUUCUUCUAUCAAAGCUUUGGACAGCUUAUAAAGGUCAACAGUUUCUUAGGAAACGCAUUUAAUUUAUUAUCCAUAUCUUUGGAUGCUUUUUGCUUUAUAUUGAAACUUUGUAUGAAACCCAAGGAAUUGUUUACAUACCUUGUCUAUGUAGACGUUGUUCAGAUAAUAAUGCACAAGUUUUACAGGAGAAGGAGGAGAGGAGGUCCAAGCUGCACACACACACACACCUGUUUACGGACAUAUCGCAGAUGCAGUCAGGCAGUACAGUUGCAAUCCUCGGGGCUACUUGUGGCAUUUUUAUUCUGUUUCAUUUUAUUUCUGUACGACAAAAGAAAUCCUCCUUUCAGACUCGAAGAAAGGUUGACUCAGAGUUAUUUUUUUUGCUUGUAUUACAUCUGUCUGGAAUUCUCCUUUCUAGACCCAUCAUUUCCAAAGCUUUUCUCGCUCAUAUUGUCUGUCUAAAAUGACCAAUUAGCAGGAAGUACUUUGAAACUUCAAUGCAGGUAUUCUGAACUCCCAUAACCCUGAUAAAAUACAUUGCAGUGGUUCCCACCCAUUCUGCACAAUGGUGUAGUCCAGUAUUAAGAUGGUUUAAGACUGAAGACAGUGCAGCAAAGCAAUACCAGUUUAGUGAAAGAAUCUGCUAUGGCCAAGCACAUAUGAAAUGUUCCUGCCCAGCAACACUACAAUGUCCUCACAUAAUACAAAGAUACAAUUUAUAGUCUGACUGAAUACUUGUGAUUUCCCCCCCAGCUCCAGACAGAUAAUUUGGGGUUUGACAAGAAUUAUUAUGGAUGCAGGGAUUUUACUGUUUCAAAUGUUGUGAGAUUUCAGUAACAUUUAUCAUCUCUAACUUGACUUUUGUUACUGAAAUGAAGAGAAAAUGCUGUAAAUCAAUUGGCGUCUGAAGGAGGAAGAUAGCUGAAUGUUUGCAGUGGGAUUCCUCAUCCCUUUUCUGAUUAAGGAUCCUGCACUAGUUUUCUCUUCCAGAUGCUGUAUUGACCCAUUAUCAGUUUCUUCGAUUUUCUACCUUGACUUCAAAUCUGCAGCAUUUUAUCUUGUAUUGCUCGUUACUGUUUAUUUUUAUUUGAACACAAAAUGGAGUAGGGCACUAGGGUUGAUGGGAUGUCAUAGUGGGGAAAUGCACAUGCAUGCCUGUUGAUGGUGAGCAGUGUUUAAUUUGCCUCUGGUUAAGGUUUCACACUUUUUCUCCAGCCAUACCCCCCUUUCCCAAAUUACCGUGUACUACAUCUUUUUUAA
Messenger RNA from Callorhinchus milii (elephant shark), 4468 nucleotides. RefSeq names its product unc-5 netrin receptor B (gene unc5b). Gene Ontology annotation, molecular function: protein binding; netrin receptor activity. Lineage: Eukaryota; Metazoa; Chordata; Chondrichthyes; Chimaeriformes; Callorhinchidae. The record is from RefSeq and is a predicted model, not a curated record. The transcript has 17 exons. Gene Ontology annotation, biological process: netrin-activated signaling pathway; anterior/posterior axon guidance. Gene Ontology annotation, cellular component: membrane. The coding region runs from base 222 to 3053 and encodes 943 amino acids.